Colletotrichum aenigma is the source of this 1017-nucleotide messenger RNA. It is a transcript of the gene get3, whose product is annotated as ATPase get3. The coding region runs from base 1 to 1017 and encodes 338 amino acids. The transcript has 2 exons. Gene Ontology annotation, biological process: post-translational protein targeting to endoplasmic reticulum membrane. Lineage: Eukaryota; Fungi; Ascomycota; Sordariomycetes; Glomerellales; Glomerellaceae. Gene Ontology annotation, cellular component: GET complex. The record is from RefSeq and is a predicted model, not a curated record. Gene Ontology annotation, molecular function: ATP hydrolysis activity; ATP binding.
AUGGCCGCCAUCAUCGACGCCGACGACAUGAUGGAGCCCACGCUCCAGUCCCUCCUCGACCAGCGCUCUCUGCGCUGGAUCUUUGUUGGUGGCAAGGGUGGUGUCGGAAAGACCACCACGUCGUGCUCUCUCGCCAUUCAGCUCGCCAAGCACCGCCGCUCCGUCCUCCUCAUCUCCACCGAUCCGGCGCACAACCUGUCCGAUGCCUUCAACCAGAAGUUCGGCAAGGAGGCCCGUCUGAUUGACGGCUUCACCAACCUGAGCGCCAUGGAGAUUGACCCCAACGGCAGCAUGCAGGACCUCCUCGCCGGACAGGGCGAGGACGUGGACGCCAUGUCAGGCGGUCUGGGCGGCAUGAUGCAGGAUCUCGCCUUUGCUAUCCCUGGUAUCGACGAAGCCAUGUCCUUCGCCGAAGUCCUCAAGCAAGUAAAGUCCAUGUCCUAUGAAACAAUCAUCUUCGACACCGCCCCGACGGGCCACACCCUGCGCUUCCUCUCCUUCCCCUCCGUCCUCGAAAAGGCCCUCGCCAAGGUCUCCCAGCUCUCCUCCCAGUACGGGCCCCUCCUCAACGGCUUCCUCGGCCAGGGCGGCCAGCUGCCCAACGGCCAGAACCUCAACGAGAUGAUGGAGAAGCUCGAGACGCUGCGCGAGACCAUCUCCGAGGUCAACACCCAGUUCAAGGACGAGGCCCUGACCACCUUCGUCUGCGUCUGCAUCCCCGAAUUCCUGUCCCUGUACGAGACGGAGCGCAUGAUCCAGGAGCUCGCCAACUACGGCAUCGACACCCACAGCAUCGUCGUCAACCAGCUGCUCUUCCCCAAGAAGGGCAGCAACUGCGACCAGUGCAACGCCCGCCGCAAGAUGCAGAAGAAGUACCUCGAGCAGAUCGAGGAGCUGUACGACGAGUUCAACGUCGUCAAGAUGCCGCUGCUCGUCGAGGAGGUCCGUGGAAAGGAGAAGCUGGAGAAGUUCAGCGAGAUGCUGACGACGCCGUAUGUGCCCCCUGAGAUGGACUAA